AUGUCUCGUGUCCCGUUCCCGUUUGAAAACCUGCCCCAAUUGUCACAAUCCAAAAUAUUCAGUCACUUUACGCCAAUCGAUAUGUAAGUUCAAGUUUUGUUUGCAGAUUUUUGAAUGCAAAUCAAUUUUUUGCAGUUUCGAUUACUCGUUGUGCUCGUCGAAAGCGAAAAAAUGCGCGACGAUGGCGACUCCGAAACUCGGCAAAUUCUCGAUUGUUUUCGGCUACGAGUCGUGCAAAAUCAUUGUGCAAUUCCAAAUGCGAUCCGACGAAUUCCAGUUCAUUUCGCUCGACAAACGCGGAAUUCGAGAGCCCCGUUUCAUGAGCCGCGCCACGAUUAACGGACACGAAGUGUACUUGCAAAAGAUUGGAAAAUACUUGGAGAUCUACUGGGACGAUCGAUUUGUCGGACACAAAAUGCUCGCCGACUAUUUGAGCACGAUUUUCAAGCGGAAAUACGAUGAAUUGAGCGUGGAGACCGUCGACGGAGCACUUGUCAAUUUAUGGCUGUCCGAUGGUGUUCCGCCGACGCUCAAGAAACUGGACGUUCGAUUUCUGAGCGACGAUAUCGUGAAGAGAAUGCUGAAUUCGUAUAAAGUCACUGAUGUGCUCGCAAUUUCGAGAAUCGAUCGGCAAUGGAAUUGUGACUAUUACCCGAAAAGUCUUCGAAUCGACAUGGUCGAAACGUCCGACUUGAACCUCGUCUACAAAAUGAGUUCUCCUCAAAUCACCGUCGAAUCGUGUCUAUUCACGGAACAGCAUCUCAACGUUUUCCUCAAACUUUGGAAGAACAACGACCUGCCCAAUUUGCAACAUUUCCGACUGAAUCAGGAAGAAUUCGGUGCUGAGGGCGAAUAUAGUUUGAGUGCGAUUUUCGACGGAUUCAAAUAUGUCGAACAUUCGCAGAUGACGAGGCGCAGAAUUGUUGUGUACGUUUUUCAAAACGAUUUAGAAGUGCUUUAACAGUUUCAAUUGCAGGGAUUCGAGAAAGCCGAGGACGAUUGAACGGCGCGGAGGAUACGAAAUCGAACGAGCCGAUGGCACGCAUGCAUCGAUUUUCUUCGAGGAUUUCAAUUUUCUUUUCUGGGCUCAUGCCCGACACGGUCUCCCAGGGCGCUCGUAA
This is a messenger RNA of Caenorhabditis sp. 36 PRJEB53466, 1121 nucleotides long. The record is from the annotation of a GenBank genome assembly. NCBI's taxonomy places the organism in Eukaryota, Metazoa, Nematoda, Chromadorea, Rhabditida, Rhabditidae.